GGAGGACGAGAGCUGAGCAGUGAGCAAUAGUUCACUGGAUGUGGGAUACAGAGUGGGAUCUGCAGCAGAAGAAGAUCAGAUAGCAGAUAUACCAAGAAAGUGUGAGACUCUUGACUGCCCAUGACUCUAAAAUAAGCUCUGAGGGAUUGAUUUUUGAUACGGACUGGUCCCCCACAGGCCAUGUGAGCUCUACAGACAUUGAAUUGGGGAAAGCCGUGAUCAAGUUGUUAGGAUAUUUUGAGGUCAGAAUUAUGAUUUCAUUGCUUCACUAAAGUAAUGUUCUAAUUUCUUGACUCUUUCUGAUCUAGAUAUUAUUCAGGCACUUCCUCUGGAGGACUUGACAGCAGGAGUGAUUGUAAUGCUCUGCUUAUUGAGUGGAGAAAGAGACUUGUUAAAACUACGAGGCGAAGACAAGAUGCUACUCUGUGACCGUUUACUUUUCUGCCUCGGGAGAAUAAAGUGGUUCUACCCGUAAAAGAAGAGAAGAUUUGAAGGACGCCAGAAGGUGAAACAUGCAGUAGCUUGGCAAAAAAACAGGGAUUAAGAGUUGGAAAACAACAUUUAUUGGAAACAAUUGCACAAAAGGAAACUACUACUGUGCAUCACCUUUAAAUCCAGUGUGUUUUGGACGGAGCUGUGCACUUCCUGUGAGCCUGAUCAGUUUUGUAUGAGCUGGGCUGAUAGAGAGAACGUGGCUGAGCCCCACUGAGGCAUGAGUGUGGGAAGGGCCAAGCAUCACAGCUUCGUGUCCUGUGAAGAAGAAGGCUUGAGACUUAGUGCAAUGCCUGCAGUGGGCAGCUUCGGCAAUGGCAAGAUUCAAACGAGACGAAAGUACCACAGCCGCUUUGUCAGCAAGGCUGGCCAAUGCAACAUCCAUUUCUCAAACAUGGAUGAGAAGUCACAGCGGUACAUAUCGGAUAUUUUCACAACAUGUGUGGACGUCCGCUGGCGAUACAUGUUCCUGCUCUUUAGCCUGGUGUUUGUGGUGUCCUGGCUAACAUUUGGCCUGGCAUACUGGGUCAUUGCACUUCUACACGGUGACAUGGACCAUCUUGGUGGGGACGACAGCUUUGUUCCUUGUGUCACGAUGGUUAACACCUUCGUGGCAGCAUUCCUGUUUUCCAUUGAGACCCAGACGACCAUUGGGUAUGGAGCCCGCUGUGUGACUGAGGAAUGCCCGUUUGCUGUCUUCAUGGUGGUCUUUCAGUCCAUCAUGGGCUGCAUCAUAGAUGCUUUUAUGAUUGGUGCCAUCAUGGCUAAGAUGGCAAGGCCCAAAAAGCGUGCAGAGACACUACUGUUCAGCCACAACGCAGUCAUCGCCUUGCAUGAUGGGAAACUGUGCUUCAUGUUUAGGGUAGCUAAUCUGCGGAAGAGCCACAUUGUAGAAGCUCAUGUGCGAGCGCAGCUUGUCAAGCCUCGAUACACAGAGGAAGGAGAAUACAUUCCCCUGGAUCAACUUGACAUGAACGUCGGCUAUGACGAUGGCACAGACCGCCUGUUUCUGGUGGCACCGCUCACUGUCAUACAUGAGAUCGAUGAAGAAAGUCCACUGUUUGGCAUCAGUAAGCAGGAUCUUGAAACAUUAGACUUUGAGGUUGUAAUUAUACUUGAAGGCUUGGUGGAGGCCACAGCAAUGACAACACAGGCACGAAGCUCUUACGUUCCCUCUGAGAUUCUGUGGGGUCACCGCUUCGAGCCCGUCAUCUUUGAGGAGAAGAGCCAGUACAGGAUAGACUACGCCUACUUUCACAAAACUUACGAAGUACCAUCCACCCCCAGAUGCAGUGCCAAGGACCUGGAGGAGAGAAAAUUCCCAACAUCUGGUGCCAACUCUUUUUGCUAUGAGAACGAGCUGGCCUUAAUCAGCAAGGAUGAGGAGGAGGAUGAGGAGGAGGAGGAGGAGGAAGGAGAUGUGGAGGAAGAGGAAGGAAGGAAGAGUUCAUCGGAGCGAGUGAACCAGCAAGCCAAUCCUGGACGUGAUCAAAAGUCAUCACCUAAAGAGUCAGAGAUUUAACCUUUGGUUGACUGUUUUCUCCUGACAUGAGGAAACAACAGAAGUGAUCUCGAAAAACUGAAACUGAUUUAGAUUUCUAUUUGGAUUAACCAUUUUUCCUUCCCCGAGAUGGUUGUGGAGAUUUAUUAAAGGCAAACAACACUGUCAUGUUUCAAUUUGCAAAUAAUCUUAUUAAGUGCAUGAAAAUAGCAUAGUUUUUUAUGAAUAUAUUUGAAUGUUUCAUAAGUUUGGUGGGACUAUCUAUAGGUGCUGUUCACAGUCCUCAAGUAUACAAUUUGCAACUGAGUGUAGAGUUAGAUUAACACUUUGCAGAAAACUAAACAUUUGAGAAUAUUUCUCCAGAUUAAGUUCUUAAAAAUAGAAGUGUUGCUCAAGUUUUUUCUUACUGUAAAAACUAUGUGAACAAUAUGACUCAUACAACUGCUAUAUCAUAGACUGCAAUUAACUAAAGGCAACACAUCACAAGAAAAAGAGAGAACAGCCUUCAUGGUGCAUCACAAGUCAAUAAUGAAGGAAAAUCUCUGUCUUUCAUCCAGAGGGAAACAUUAAAACAUGAAUAGAUGAUAAAUAUUUAAUUUCUUUCUCAACAGUUUACCAGAAACAUUGUGACUUGACUGAAUGAGUCUUUGCUAACCCGCUCUGUCUUUGUUAAGUAUUUUUACGCCAAAUGUUCUGUUCUAACAUGCAGUUUACAAUAAUAAUUAAGGUCGAUUUUUAUUCAACCUUGAAUCUAUUCAGCUACAAAUGCAGCCGUAUCAUUUCUAGCAGACAACCCUCAUUGGCUAAUGCUAAUAUUAGCUUCCUGAGUUAGUUGCAAAGGUUGUCUCCGGCUAAAUUUGUACCGCCCUCCCUCUGUUAAUUGUUAUUAUGCCAAAUGUUCUGUUCUCACAUGGCAACAUGAAAUGCAGUUUACAAUAAUAAUCAAGGUAGAUCUUUACCUUGAAUUUAGGCAGCUGUAGACAAUUUCAGGCUUAUCAUUUCUAGCAGACAUCCCUCACUGGCAAAGGCUUACUUAAGCUUCCUGAGUUAGUUGCAAAGGUUGUCUCCAGCUAAAUUUGUAUUUUUUUUAUAUGACAAAACAGUCUUAUAGGUUCACCAGUGGCUGCAUUACAUCCCACUGAAAAAGCUAACAGGUCCCAGGCUAAACGUUGGCAUUCUCAUCAGUUGAUGAUGCACGUUUGACAUUUUGGGAAAUAAAGAAACAACUUUGUCCUUAUGUUGGAUUUUAGAUAUAGUAAAUCCAGGUUUUAUAAUGGGAAAAUAUAUUAUGUUUGAUCAGAGUGUUAUUCCAUACUAACCCUGUAUAGCUCAAAUUGUUUUGCUUACACUACAAAAAAAGGUCUUUACUAAAAAACCUUUUCAAACUUUUGGAUAGAAAUGUUACCUAGAUCACUUGUAUCUGUGUUUAAUUCUUUAACAUUCAUUAAAUGUUUUUACAAGAAAAAAGGAAAAUGUAGAAAACGCUUUAUUAUUUUUAUUUCAAAGGUGCACUCCAUGGUUCACUAACAUUAUGAAAGACCAGGACACUAUCACGAUCUCAAGCAGAGUUUGCUGGGAUAACUAAAGAGUAAUUAUCCCAUAAUCCAUUAAAUACUACAUCAUGUGCUAGUUUUUAAAGUAAAGGGACAUCAGGAAUCAGGUUAGCCUGCUAAUGUUCACAGCUAUGGCUACUUAAGAGCAGACCAUCUGUUGGAUUGUAAAAGAGAGACAAGUAAAAAGAAAAAGGGGUGAAUCCAACAAACUUCUCACAUGUUGGUAAACAAAGACUUGACACAUUAAGUUUGAGGGGCCAUGCAUUGCUUUUGUGGAGUUAUAACCUAAUGUACGACAUAUGGUCUCCUUGUGUUAGGUUUAAAAGCCAAAUCCAGAGAUUGAAAAGAAAGCAAUGAUACACAAAAUAACGAUAAACGUUGGAGUUUAAAGAAGAGCAGAAGAAACUGCUGAGAAUAUCCCUGAUAUAAAAAUAUCACAUUAAUUACUUGGAAAUGAUUUAGAUGUUUAUAGGACAAGUUUAAAUAUUUUUCACAUUUAGAAAAAGUCUAACUCUCAGACUUAGAUGAAUUAGUCUGCCUGUAAAAGAUUAUGUUAAUAAUAAAUAGAUGUUUACCUAGAAAUCAGUGCAAACAAAUCCAACCAUGGCCUGAGAUAACCCCUGGUAUAUUAUUAAAGUAUAACAAUCUGAGAAACGGCAGGCUAUCAAGAUAGAUCCUAAUCAUGCCUUUCAGCAUCCUAUUUUCACACCAACCUGAUCACGCUGUGGUAGAUCACACACAUGGCUAAAAAUACAUACAUUUGCUACUUGUCAAAUAACCAACCUCCAAUUAUUUCUCUCUUUCUUUUAUUACAGGAUACAUGGAGAUAUUAGGUCAGACACUCUUUCCACUUGGUGAAAUACAUUUGUUUUUCCUCCACAUUACUCAAAUUUAAAGCUCCAUGUGGGUUAAUUUAUACACCUGACUGCCAAUCCAGAACAUCUUAACACAUUUACAUUUAUAUCUUGCUGUCUUGUUCAUGAAAUAUCCAAACGGGUUUGCUCUAGAAAACAAACUAUGUUUCUGUUGCCAUUUGAUCAAGAGCGGGACUGUACAGUAAAAGGGAAGAACUCCAAUGUGUACAUUUGUCAGGCUGUUAUUGUAAAUAAAUGAUUAUUAUUUUUGGUUUGAUGUUUCUGGUUGAAUAGACUUAAGUAACAAUACAUUAUUUAAAAAGAAAAUCAGUGUUAAUUUCAUGUUUCUCUUUUGGAAAUACUUGCUUGAUGGACUGAAAUAGCACCUGUCUUCCACUUAAUACAUUUAAAGCAAUUUUGUCUCUGAGUUGCACCUUGUGUUCUCCUUACAAGGUUUUAGUUUGUUGUGUGAGACAACAAUAUAUAAAUUGAGGGACGAAAAAAUAAAUCUCCUGUUGAUUUCCACAAUAAAAAUAUAUCUCACAAA
Messenger RNA from Eleginops maclovinus (Patagonian blennie), 4947 nucleotides. RefSeq names its product potassium inwardly rectifying channel subfamily J member 12b (gene kcnj12b). Bases 713 to 2014 code for a protein of 433 amino acids. Lineage: Eukaryota; Metazoa; Chordata; Actinopteri; Perciformes; Eleginopidae. The record is from RefSeq and is a predicted model, not a curated record. Gene Ontology annotation, biological process: potassium ion import across plasma membrane; regulation of monoatomic ion transmembrane transport. The transcript is spliced from 2 exons. Gene Ontology annotation, molecular function: inward rectifier potassium channel activity. Gene Ontology annotation, cellular component: plasma membrane.